AUGUUUCCAAAUGUUUUUCAAAUUUUCAAGUUUCUUGCUGUGCUAUCACACCACAUUGUGGAACGACAUUACAAUGAAAUGACUCGUCACCAUCAAUUUCCGGCGAUGCAAUUACCCGAAGGUGCACAAUCACUCAAUAAUCCAAAGAAUUAUCAUAUGGAGAAACAUGAAAUGGAAUCUCCAUAUUUGAUUGAGAAGUCUGAAACAUUGCGUCGAGAGAAUAGAAAUGAAACUGCCGCUAAUUGCUUCAGAAAUGUCAAAUCUGAAAGUCAGACUACUGGAAGAACAGUUAGGGAAGAGCUUGAAGCGAGUCGUAGCAAAAUUCCAAAGCCAGAUUACUUCCAUGAAAAAGAUUCCUUUAAUGUUCACAAGAAAUUCAUAAUUGCUCAAGCCGUAGAAGAAUUGAAAGAAGAAGAAGAGAAGGAGGAAAAAAAUCGUUCAGAUCAAAUCACUGAAAUGCAGGUUUCUGUUAUUUAUGAUUAUUUUACAAAGAAAUUUAUUUUUUCGAUUUUAUGUUUACCUAUUUUUUAUAACGUUAGUCAUUGUGAAUAUUUGAAGCGUAAUAGUCGCAACUUAUCAUUCAAUGAAACGACUUGA
Molecule: messenger RNA, 597 nt
Organism: Clunio marinus
Lineage: Eukaryota; Metazoa; Arthropoda; Insecta; Diptera; Chironomidae
Source: the annotation of a GenBank genome assembly